AUAAAUUAAAAUAAAUUGUUCUGUCUUAAAUUUAAGAUACGUAAACCAUAAAAUUUAACAUGCAAAAUACACACGACUAUGAUUUAAAUGAAAAAGUUUAAAUAGAACUUUGGACAAAAAUAGUGUUUCAUAUUUUUACCAUACAAUUAUCAUGAUGGAUUGCCAAAAUGAAACCAACUUAAAGAGAGGUCUCGAUGUGGUUCAGAGAAUGAUUGAUAUAUCAGCAGAUCGAUUAGAAGGUCUAAGGACACAAUGUAACUCGAGUGCAGAGCUGACACAGCAAGAAAUACGAACACUUGAGGUAAAGCUUGUCAAAAUGUUUUCAGAGCUUCUUGUUCGAAAAGAAAAGCUCCCUCAAAGCUUACAAAAUGUGUCUACAAAUAAUCGAGAAAUCAAGCAAUGGCUUCGAGUUGUUGGUUUAAAUGGUGAUUCAUUAAACGUAAUGCUUCAUCGAAUAAAUAGCUUAGAAAUGUUGAUUUGCACAAACGAUGCGGAAAUACGGGCCAUUCUAGAAGACGGCUCGACUAUACGAGACGAGGAAGCACGAAUAUUAAUUAGAGCAAUGAACUGUUUAAGAAUCAGUGAAAAUAGCAUUAAAACCGGACUAAAAGAACAAUCUGAUCUAUUUUGGGAUUCUUGGGACCGACAACAAAACAAUCACAUAAAAACAGGCAUAUCUCCUAAAAUAGAACGUGGAAAAACAAAUAACAAAGGUCCUCGCUAUCAGAAUAUGUUUUCAACAAACACUGAUAACCUAUUGAUUAAUCGGAUCGAUCAACAAACAGAAAACACAUUGGAAUUAUCGCCACCAGAAGAUGGAUCAUUCCACACAUUAACUCCAUCACCAUCACCUCCUGACUCCCCGGCAAACAGUUUUAAAACAAGAACAAAAGGAUUUCCAACAACACCCCCACCUAAGAAAAAACAUCAAACUCUUGUUUCAUCGAACACUUCAUUUGGCACUCAAUCAAUACACUUAAAUAAUACUACUGCAAUAAAUAUAAAUUCAAGCAAUGUUAAUAUUGGACCUAACAAUGAACAAAGAUUGUUAUCGAAAUCACAAUCGCAUGAAUUGCAGUUAACAAACGAAGAUCAAAUUAAUCAAGUUCAAUAUAAUUCUCAAAAGCAAAUUGCGGAAAGCUCAUAUUCAAUUUCAAAUGCGAAUAGCAACAUUCAACAAGCCAAUUUGAGCAAUAAAGUUGUAAACGGUAAUUCGAUAUUGCCAGAAAGCAAAGAACAUAUCCCGUCAAACACAACAUUUAAUAGUACAUCAGAGAUUCCAGUACCGACAACAAGAUCAAGAUUACAUACUGAACCCGUUUUAGGUUCUGAUAUGGAGCUCGGAGAUUCUAAUAUAUCAUAUAGUCUUAACGUACCCCGUUCUCCAUGUACUCCCAUAACACGAGGAAUGGGACAUAUGAUACAACAUCGUUUUACGAAAAACUUUCGUGUUACUACAUGUACUUGUGAUCUUUGCAACAAACAAAUGUUUUUUGGAUUCAAAUGUACAGAGUGUAAAUAUAGAUGUCAUAAAGAUUGUAAACCUAAUGUGCCACCUUCCUGUGGAUUACCACAAGAAUUUGUUGACGAGUUUAAGAAAACAUUACAAAGCGAAAAUGUAUUAUCAAAUACAUCACCAAGUUUGGGAGGUAGAAAUUUAUUGUCAAGUAAUAGACGUGAAAAAACUCGUAUUCAAGCACAUAAUGUACAUGGACAGGAUAGCAGUUCAGCUGGUUCAAGUUGUAAUAGCUCGUCUCCCUCUAGUCCUGGUUUAUUGAUCUCAUUUCAUUCACAAACUCCAGGUGCAUCGAAUAAAUCCCAAUUCAAUUUUCCAGAAGUUAAUUUCAAAAAUAGUUCAAAUGGAAGUAACACUUUUAAAGAAAAUGAGUUAUUAGAAUUGUCAGAAGAACAAGAAAAACAGAAACUAGACCAAAUGCAAGUUUUUCCAUUGCAAAGUCAUUCUAAUACCAGUGGCUUAAAUUCACACAGACAAAAUCUAUCAGAAUUAACAGAUACCAGAAAGAGUAACGACAGUGAUAGAACGGUUUCAUUAACUGGAUCCACUAGUACAAGUACUGAUUCAGACCGAACACCAAUACGAUUAGACUCAAUGGAAGAACGAGAUACUGGUAACUGGCCUCGACAAAAUAGCUUAUCGUUAAAAGAGUGGGAUAUACCAUACGAUGACCUUAAGCUGCUGGAAAAAAUUGGAAAAGGUCGUUUUGGAACAGUUCAUAGAGCAUUAUGGCAUGGAGAUGUAGCAGUAAAAAUAUUAAAACCUGACUAUUUAGACGAUGAGAGUACUUUAGAAGCAUUUAAGUUAGAAGUAGCUACUUUUAAAAAAACACGACAUGAAAAUUUAGUUUUGUUUAUGGGUGCCUGUAUGAAGCCACCCCGAUUGGCUAUUGUAACUUCACAUUGCAAAGGAAGCACUUUAUAUACCCACAUCCAUUUAAGAAAAGACAAGUUCAAUUUAAAUCGUACUACGCUAGUAGCUCAGCAAAUUUCUCAAGGAAUGGGAUAUUUACAUGCAAGAGGAAUUGUGCACAAGGACCUCAAAACAAAGAAUAUAUUUUUAGAAAAUGGAAAAGUUAUAAUUACAGACUUUGGGCUCUUUAGUGCUACGAAAUUGACUUACACAGAGCAUGGGUUAGGAAUUGCUCGUGAAUGGUUAUGUUAUUUGGCUCCAGAACUCAUAAAAGGACUAAAACCCUAUCGGCCAAUAGACGAAGACUUGCCUUUCUCAAAAGCAUCUGAUGUACAUGCUUUUGGAACAGUUUGGUAUGAAUUACUUUGUGGAGAUUUUCCUUUUAAAUCUCAACCGCAUGAAUCUGUUAUAUGGCAAGUUGGUAGAGGCAUGAAACAAACUUUAGGUAAUUUGCAAGCAUCUCGUGAUAUAAAGGAUAUUCUAAUGAUGUGCUGGUCUUUUGAAGUAGAAACUCGACCAGAUUUCGCUACAUUGCUACAAUUACUUGAACGAUUACCAAAGAAAAGGCUUGCAAGAAGUCCAUCACAUCCAAUUCAAUUAUCCAGAUCAGCAGAAUCAGUAUUUUAAAACUUAAUAAAAAAAAAAUAUUUUAACAAACCGAAAUCGAAAUAAAAAUGCACUUUUACAAAAAGAAUUUGUGCAUUUGGUGUGUGUAUUAUAAUUUAUAUACGACUGUUGCAUUUUUAAAAUGUGUUUUUGAUACUUGUUCAGUGAAAUCAAUUUAAUAUGAAACCAGAAAAUAUUGUAAAUUAAUGAUGUCAAAUAUAUACUAAAUUGUAAACACUUACGUUAUAAUAACUACAUUUUGGGAAAGAUGCAAUUAAAAAAAUGAAUGCAAAUAAAAUUAACUUUAAAUGGUUUCAAUUUACAUAUAAGAAAAACAAAAAGAUCUUAUGAUUCUUUCGCAUUUUGCUCAAAAAAAGAAUAAGGCGAAUAAAUUUAAUAUUUUCAUUUUUUGUCCCAUGAGGAUUUUUACGAGGGGGGGGGGGUAAAUAAAAAAAUAAAUAUUUUUGAAUUUUUUGUUUGUAAUUUUUAACGUUUUUAGGCGUUAAACGAUGAUUCUUAACAUUUAUAUAAUUUUAGAUAAUAUAAUUUUAAAAUUUAAACUUAAAAGUAAAGAAAAAUCAAACAAAAUCUCCACAAAAUAAAAUUUUUUGAAAAAAGUAAAUUUGGUCACGUGACUUUCAAAAAAAUGUUUUUCAAGAUUU
Molecule: messenger RNA, 3696 nt
Organism: Culicoides brevitarsis
Lineage: Eukaryota; Metazoa; Arthropoda; Insecta; Diptera; Ceratopogonidae
Gene: ksr
Product: kinase suppressor of Ras 2
Exons: 3
Coding region: 152-3055 (967 amino acids)
Biological process (GO): protein phosphorylation; Ras protein signal transduction
Cellular component (GO): cytoplasm
Molecular function (GO): ATP binding; protein kinase activity
Source: RefSeq, a predicted model, not a curated record